AUGAAGACCGCCUAUCUCACGCUCGGCCUCUUCGCCGCUCUCACCUCUGCCUACUCCAAGAGGCACCCCCGUUACCUCCGUAUGCGUGCCAGCAAUGGGACCGCAGGCAUCAUCGAGCCCCCGGCGGACGACCCGGCUGCUAUCUCCGGCUCGACCACGGACACGGCCACCCUCGCGCAGCCCACCAGCGAGUCCUCCUCGAAGGGAGGCGCCGGUCUUGUCACCAGCUUCCUGCCCCCCUUCCCGACCAACGGCACGGGCUCCGUCAGCGGCAUCACCACCCUGACCGUGUCCACCACCUCAGUCCGCACCAUCACCUCCUGCCUGCCCGAGGUCAUUGACUGCCCCACGCGGACCGAGGACUUCUCCAAUUUCCCCACGGAGGCCCUGAGCACAGUCAUCGUCACCGACACCGUCGUCCUGACCACCGUCACUUGCCCGGUGACGGCCGUGCCCUCUGUCUCCUCCAGCGUCCUCGACGACGCCUCCAAGGGCAUCAUCACGGGCAGCACGCUCUCUCCCUCUGCAUCUGCCGGACCCAGCGCGACUAUCACGGCCACUGCCACAGGCGCUGCGGGCGCCUCCUCCACCGCGGCCAACGACCCGGUGGCCACUGCUUCUGAUAGCAACGGAAGUACAACCCUCACGGUCUCGACCACCUCCGUCCGCACCAUCACCUCCUGCGCCGCAACAGUGACCAACUGCCCGACCAAGUCCGAAGACCUCGCCACCAUGCCCAGCGACGCUCUCAACACCGUCGUCGUGACCGACACCGUGGUGCUGACAACCGUCGUGUGCCCCGUCACAGCCGUCCCGUCGGUGUCCUCCAGCGUGCUAGGCGAUGCGUCCAACGGGAUCAUCACCGGCACAACCAUCACCGCGGGCGCAACUGCGGGCACCGGUGAGCAGGAUACCACCACCACCGAGACGACCACAUCCACCGGCACCCGCACCGUGACCGUCCACCGCCCAGCAACCACCACCGCUGGCGUCCAGCCCGGCAGCGGUAACAACGGUAACGGCAACGGCAACGGAAACGGCAACGGAAACGGAAACGGAAACGGCAACGGCCAGGGUAACGACAGCGCCAACUGCAACGCCGUAGCCACCACCACAGCCACAGUAACCGUCACCGAAACCGCCACCGCCGCCGCACCCCCCGCCUCCACCGUCUUCGUCACAAUCGACAACUGCGCCGCCAGCAGCGCCGUCUCCUCCCUCUCCACGAAGACUGCUUCCGCUGCUGGAUCGGCUGCCCCAACCCUGAUCGAUACCAGUGGGAACCUCGCUGGUGAGGGCGGCGACAAUGCUGACGCGGAGUCUACGACUACCACCUCCGCUGGGGGCUCUUCGUUCCCACCGGCUGAGACUACUACGGCCUCUGCCGCAGCGUCGGCUUCGCCGACUGGGGAUGAGGAUAGUUGUGAGGAGGAUGAGGUUGUUACUGUGACUGCUACGUCGACUGGUACUGCUGCUGAGAGUACGGGUACUGCUACCGCGACUGAGGCUAGUACCACGGCUACUGAGGCUGAGACGUCUGCUACGGAGGUGGCGCCGAGUUUUGCGCCUUCGGGGUUGUACUAG
Dichotomopilus funicola is the source of this 1584-nucleotide messenger RNA. RefSeq lists its product as uncharacterized. The transcript has a single exon. Lineage: Eukaryota; Fungi; Ascomycota; Sordariomycetes; Sordariales; Chaetomiaceae. The record is from RefSeq and is a predicted model, not a curated record. The coding region runs from base 1 to 1584 and encodes 527 amino acids.